This is a messenger RNA of Daphnia carinata, 558 nucleotides long. Its product is annotated as pro-resilin-like. The transcript has 3 exons. The coding region runs from base 101 to 451 and encodes 116 amino acids. NCBI's taxonomy places the organism in Eukaryota, Metazoa, Arthropoda, Branchiopoda, Diplostraca, Daphniidae. Gene Ontology annotation, cellular component: extracellular matrix. The record is from RefSeq and is a predicted model, not a curated record.
GUUUGCACGAUGAUGUUUGCACGGUAUAAAACCCAUUGGCUCACUCGCCAACAGGUAUCAGUGCUACCAUCGUUAGUCAACCAGUGCUCACUACUCCGCCAUGAAGUUCAUUAUCUUCGUUGCUCUGAUCGCCUUCGCAGCUGCUGACAAUGCGUACAAAACUGCCAAAACAUACGAAGACCCAGUUGUAACCUACCCACCGAGACCUUACAGCUUUGGUUAUGACGUCAAAGAUAAGGAUUCCUACGCUGAUUUUGUUCACUCGGAGAGCAGCGACGCUAAGGUGACCACCGGAUCUUACCGUGUUGAGCUCCCAGACGGCCGAACACAAAUCGUUUCGUACCGGGCUGAUGAAAGUGGAUACACUGCCGAUGUUAAAUACGAAGGAGAAGCUCAGUAUCCUGAAUACAAGGAGCCUGAAGCUCCAGCUGCGAAAACGCAGAAAUAUUAGGCACCUGCCGUUCUUAUAUUGUGUUCCCUGACUGUAACUAUUCAAUUAACAUUGUGAACGAAACAUAUCCGAUGGAGAAACGUAAUAAAAUAUGUAAAAACUAAAAA